Molecule: messenger RNA, 663 nt
Organism: Morchella sextelata
Lineage: Eukaryota; Fungi; Ascomycota; Pezizomycetes; Pezizales; Morchellaceae
Exons: 4
Coding region: 1-663 (220 amino acids)
Source: RefSeq, a predicted model, not a curated record
AUGGGCUGUGAUGAUUCCAAUGGCAUGGAGAAGGCCGGCGUGAAACCUGGGCACACCAAAAAAGAACCCUGCCUUCUCUGCAAAAAACUAAUAUCGGCCAGCCUGAAAACCCAGAAAAACCAUUUGAAGCGAAUGCAUAUCAAGCCUCUGCAAUGCGGAACAUGUGGCUUGUUCUUCGGUAAACGCUAUGAACUCAAUCGUCAUUAUAAGAAACUCUGCGAAGGAAAACCACCGCGACAGUUCAAAGAGGUUACAAAACAUGCUAUGAGUUUCGCCGAGAGUAUCAAUCAAUGUACAAACAUGAAGCAGAUCAGAGAGGUUUUAUUUAAGGAUGGUAAAAAACGUUACGACUGUAAGGAGGAGAUAGACAUCAAAGACCUAGGUGAUUCGAUGGAGUACGACGACCUCAGCAGUAGGGACGGCGAUCAUGAAGUAGAAGACUCCGAGAUGCAAAAUGAAAGAUUGGCGGAUUCCGUGGACUUUAGCCCUACACCGGAAUUAUCCAAUUAUGAGGCGGAACUCGAAGACCAAUACAAAAAUUUUAUGUCGCCUGGGCCUUGGGACCAAAUACUAGGAUCCAUGUCCGGAGGUGGUUUUAACACUGCAGAACAGUGGAACACAGCUUUUUGUUAUCCCGUUUUUGUGGAAUGUUCUGAUGUGUGA